Molecule: messenger RNA, 918 nt
Organism: Cyphomyrmex costatus
Lineage: Eukaryota; Metazoa; Arthropoda; Insecta; Hymenoptera; Formicidae
Exons: 4
Coding region: 1-918 (305 amino acids)
Biological process (GO): regulation of transcription by RNA polymerase II
Cellular component (GO): transcription regulator complex; nucleus
Source: RefSeq, a predicted model, not a curated record
AUGCCGGAUGAUAUGAAUGAAUUGAUGAAACAUAAAUGUUUUGUAACAUACGAUGACAAAGUGGAUGUGAUAGCUGUCGACGAGAACAAAGUUGUCACAAUGAAGACAAUGGAGAAGCAACAACAGCAGCGGAACAGUAACAGGAGUGUUUCAAAAAUCGACGAUACUACAAAGAAUAGCUUAACAGCCUUAUCAGCAGAUGCAAUUGACGAAUUGCUAAUCGAGACUGUUGAGCAGAAAAAGGCCUUGUGGGACCAUUCGCAAGGGUGCAAAAACCGAUCAAAGCUGAAAACCGAUGCCUUAUGGGCAGAGGUUUCUAAUAUAAUAGGUGAUAUCAAGAGUCCCGUGGAGUGCAAAAAAAGAUGGGGAUAUUUAAGAGAUAAUUACACAAAAGCUAAAAAAUUGAUGAAGGGCUAUGUUCGAAGCGGAGCAAGUGCAGAAGAUGGCCGACCAGUUAAAAGCAGUUUUCGCUUCUAUAACAGAAUGCAGUUUUUAGAUACGGUCAUCCAGAGUGGACCAACGGUGAGCUCCCUACCGAUGGAAUUGGUGGAAAAUUCGGACUCAUCAAAUGUAGAGGGUAGCAUAGAUACAUUUAUAAGGCUCCGUUCACGAGAGGAAAGCAAUGACAGCGACGUCCAGCCGAGCAGUUCUACGGAUAAUUCUGCGAAUAAUUCUGCCAGCAAAUCGCGAGUUUCAAAACGAUCACGUACAGACAACGAAGGAAUUACACAAAUUGAAAAUGAGUUUAUGUCAUACCUCAAAGAAUUCCAGCCAGUUCAUGAUCCAGUGCACAGUUUCUGUGACAUGCUAGGGGAUAUUCUACGGCGCUUGCCGUAUAACAUAGUAUAUUUAGAAAUGGAACUUCUCACCCAGGCAAUCGAAGUGGAAAAGAAUACAGAACGUGAUAAGCAACAUUAA